AUGGACUUUAAGUUACUAAAGAAGGGAAUGGAAACAAGAAGACAUUAUAUUCUCUACUUAACACAAUCGAAGUUUAUUGGGCCUCUAAUUGUGCGAGGACAAAUUGUAAUGCAAAUGCAAGAACAUAAACAGAACAAAAAGACAGGACAAUUAUCAAUCAUUGAGGAUGCUACUAAGAGAUACUGUCUUAUUGCUAAGCUGCGUCUCGAUCCAUGA
Messenger RNA from Arctia plantaginis, 216 nucleotides. The record is from the annotation of a GenBank genome assembly. NCBI's taxonomy places the organism in Eukaryota, Metazoa, Arthropoda, Insecta, Lepidoptera, Erebidae.